AUGUUUUCCGCUAACAAAUAUUGGCUUCCGAGCGUCGACAUUAAGUAUAUUCAGUUUCUUUGCUCUCUCUCUCUCUCUCUCUCACUCUCUCUCUCUCUCUCUCUCUCUCGCUCUCACUGGUUCGUUUUUGUAUUUUUUAUUCAUGUCAAUAUCAUAUUUUUUCUCCGUUUUUUGUUUUUCACUUUUUUUCUUGCCCAUUAUUACUUCAUGUUAUUUUUCUUUUAUCUUUUGUAUCUAUGCAAAUUUCCCCCGCAUAAACAGAUGACACAUAUGUACAUUAAUAUUAAUGUUUUCUUUCUUCCUUUGAACGAGCCUUCCUUUCGUUUUUUGCAUUUCGCACUUCCUUUGUUCAUUCACAUAGAUUCGUUCUUUCUUUCAUUCACUUUUUACUCGUGUUUUCAAUUUUCAUCAGCACACACUUCCAUGAAUUCUUCUCUUCCAUCCUACAUUUCCCUCCUUCUUUUCUUCUUUUCCUUCUUUUUUUCUUCAACUCUUUUUAUUUCCUUUAUCUAUCAUCAUAUAAUCCUUCCUUUAAUAUUUAAUUUGCUAUUUCCUUUUUUCUACUUUUUACCAUUUGAGUUUUUAUUCGUUACAUUCUUUUGUUUCCUGAACUAUGGCUUUCUCUCAUUUUUCUCUUCUUCUUUCUCUCCUUCUUUCUCUCAUUCCUUCUCUCUUUAUUUUCCUACACAUUUUCUCCAUUUAUUCCUUUUAUCUCUACCUUUCUUUUUCUGUUAUUCCUUGUCUUUCUUUAUUUUUUCUCUUCUUCCUUUUUUCUUACUUUCAUUCUUUUUUUCAUUAAUUUCUCACACUUUGUCGAACUUUUUCCCUUUUUUUUACUUCUUACCGUAA
Acanthosepion pharaonis is the source of this 849-nucleotide messenger RNA. The record is from the annotation of a GenBank genome assembly. NCBI's taxonomy places the organism in Eukaryota, Metazoa, Mollusca, Cephalopoda, Sepiida, Sepiidae.